Messenger RNA from Photinus pyralis (common eastern firefly), 1913 nucleotides. RefSeq lists its product as uncharacterized. The transcript is spliced from 6 exons. The record is from RefSeq and is a predicted model, not a curated record. Lineage: Eukaryota; Metazoa; Arthropoda; Insecta; Coleoptera; Lampyridae. Bases 65 to 1792 code for a protein of 575 amino acids.
CGUCUUUACUCUGUAUUCAGUCGGUCAAGUGAGUGUUAAAAGAGGGUAAAAAACAACUGUGUGUAUGGAUCAACUUGUGACAAACCUCCUUACAAAUUGGGGGUUCUUCCAAUAUAUUGAUGUGUUUGCAGAAAACCGAAUUGAUACCACAGCACUGACCUUACUGACAGAAGGUGAUGUCGCAAAUCUAGUGCCAGUACUAGGGGACAGAGUUAAACUGUUAGCUCAAUUAACAUUGUGGAAAGCCGACAAUGAGUGUUCAAACAUAAACAGGCUCUCCACUGAGAAGAUUAGUAUUGAGGGAUCAGGUACGGAUCCAGGCAGCCCCCAAUCCUUCCUCACAAAUAUUUCGAGCUUUAUUCGAGAUAACUUUGUGGAAUCUCCACUCCAACAAGCUGCAGCAGGUUCACUUGAGGAACAGAAUUUGCUGUCGCCUCAACACGAGAUUCCACCAACACAUCCCACACCCCCAACACCUAUCUUGGAACAAGAUGAUGCGGCACAUGUAAGGAAUGUUCUGCUAAGCAGUCUGCAGGGCCGUAUUAUAUUAAGCAGCGAGGCUGCCAAAACUGGCCUUCUCCAUCAACGACAAAGAAAGGAGAUUGUAAAAUUAUUAAUUAAUCACGAAUUUGAGCGCAAUCCCCAAGUUCAUAUUACAUUCGCACGGUUCCAAACCCUCGCCAGAGGCAUUGCACAGCUUUUUAACUGUGAAUCACCAGUGCUGUACUAUACAGCAUACAUUUCUGCCCAACAAGGAAAGCCCAAGAGAAACCCAUCCGGCAGUCUGUAUAAUUAUUACUUGAGACAGAGACGUAACCUUAUUAGCAAGCAGGCAGUAGAACCCUUUCGGAAGCGGAAAGGCACCUCUAGCUCCACAACCUCAGAGAACUCGGGAACAGAGAAUAGAAAGGAAGCUCCCAUUGAUUUAUCCACCCUUGGUGCGGGCGAGAGUGAAAGGGUAGAAGAGUCAAUACUUUUCUGCCAAACCGCAGUGGAAGGCGCAACACCUUGGGAGGAAGUGGAACGCCAUUGGGGUUGCACAACUAGGGCCCGGCUGGCGAAACUAUAUCAUAAUCCUGGGAAUCUUCAUGAUUAUAUUGAAGAGUUUCCCAUACUUAAGGGACCCAGCGGAUAUCGACUCUUAGCGUUAGAUUAUCAACGGAUUUUUCCCGACAAAGACGAAGCCUUGCUCCGUGAAUCACUGGAGAGUGUAAGCACAAAGAUUCUUCAGAAGGCCGCCACGAAAUGUACCACUACGAAGGACGAAUUCCUUAAAGAGAACAUUCAGACCUGCCUAUCAAGUGUUGACGAGGUGAAUAUCGAGAGUAAACUAAACACCAGCCUUCUCCUCCUGCCGUACAUCUUUAAUACGGGGACAACAACCAAGAAGAAGGGGAUAAAAGUGAGCAGGGCCGAAGUGAGGGCCAAUUUCAUUCUUCACGUCUCGAACAUCGCAGACCUCGACGCUACGCUUGAAGAUAAGCGACGUCAACUAGAGUCCUGGAAUUUAACUUUUCAACCACUGGUUGUCGUAGUAGGCGAGUCACUCUCAUCACUAGUUGAGUGCCUUGUAAUAGUGGAACGGGUACGGUACAAAUUUGAUUCCCUAAUUUCAGCGGUUGAUAAUACAUUUAAAAUUAUACAUGCCACUGCUGCAGAAUAUCCCCCUUUAGCUUAUGACGUUUGGCUUUUUAUUCAAAAAGGCUUUUAUCGCAUAUCGACUUCAUACGAUAGACCAACUGCAGCAGUGAAAACUUUAUUUGUUGAUCUCGGCUUGAAGGAAAGAUGUUAACUUGUCAUUCUUGCAAGAAACGAUUCCCCUUGGUGAAGGACCUUCUCCUUCACAUAAGGAAAAAUUGUUUCACUCAUUUUCGUAAAUGGCUGGCAUACAAAUGUGGUGAAUCUGGCUGCUU